Messenger RNA from Vitis vinifera (wine grape), 3781 nucleotides. Its product is annotated as probable helicase CHR10. Lineage: Eukaryota; Viridiplantae; Streptophyta; Magnoliopsida; Vitales; Vitaceae. Gene Ontology annotation, molecular function: ATP-dependent chromatin remodeler activity; DNA helicase activity; ATP binding. The transcript is spliced from 16 exons. The record is from RefSeq and is a predicted model, not a curated record. Gene Ontology annotation, biological process: chromatin remodeling; DNA repair. The coding region runs from base 1097 to 3538 and encodes 813 amino acids.
GCCGGUGAAUUGGGGCGAAUUCGGGGUCACGGCGACGCUUAAACCUCACCAAGUCGAAGGAGUUUCAUGGCUUAUACGAAGGUAUCUCCUCGGCGUCAACGUUGUUCUCGGUUUUCAUUGUGUAUGCAGGAGAUGAGGUAUCAUUUGUCUACAAAUGGGAAUUUGAGAGAAGUGGCCUUUGUUGAAUUGGGUUGAGUUGAAUUUUGAAUUCACAUGGCUAAGAACUUCACAUUUUAAUUCAUGGGCAUUGAAUCCAUGCCCAUGCAGUGGAAACCCAAAAUUUUACGAAUACUCAAAAUUCAAUUGAGUCAGUAGCUAAUUUAGUGUAGAAGUUGGGUCAUAAAAAAACAUGGAAGUAAAUUUAAAGUUAUGUUGAAUUGUUUUCACUGAGCUGUUGUGAAUUGUCUUUUAUAGUGUUCAAAAGCAAGCAUUAUAGGUGAAAUUCUGAAUUCUAUUGAAUUCAUUUGAAGACUUGAAAUUCAAUUAUGAUUUGGUGCCUUUAUCGAAAUAGUCAAGCAUCAUAGAGAAAACUUGAAUUUGCUCAAAUUUCUGAUAGGGCUAUUUCUUUAUAUUUCCCUUGGAUUGACCUGUUGUUUAUCCUUAUCUGAGUAGUGACAACUGAAGUUCCUUUUUCUUUUUUUGCUAUGCAGUAUUAUUAAUUAAGUUUUUCCAGAAGGGUUGACGGUAUUACAGUUCAGUUUGAAUCUUGAACCUUGUAGGAUUGUAGGGUUGCUUAUGGUUUCUUUGAUGAACCAUGCUUUGGUUGUGUUACCAGAAUUGUUUUAUACAAUGUUAAGAGUUAAUUCUCAGAAAGGUUUUUAGCUGCUCCACCACACAUGAUGUAGCUUAGCUGCAGUAUGCUGAUUGCUGUAUCUAAAAACAUCCUUACACUAACUACAAAAGAAGAACUGAGUUCACGAUACUGUUUAUGAUGUAGCUGAGCUUUAGUAAGCUUUUUCUUGAAUCUUCUUUAAGCUUACUUAAGGUUUAAGAAGCAAGAAAAUAAUAAUGCUUAUGGCUUUGUGAAAGAUAAUUAUUUUUCCAUUCCUAUGCAUGAUUAUGUUCAUUGUUGUGAAUUCAAAAAAUUUAUUGGCAGAUGGGGCUAGGGAAGACUCUGCAAGCCAUCUCUUUCUUGAGCUACAUGAAAGUCCAUCAGAAGUCACCUGGGCCAUUUUUGGUAUUAUGUCCUCUAAGUGUGACGGAUGGUUGGGUAUCAGAGAUAGCAAACUUUGCUCCAAAAUUAAGAGUUCUUAGGUAUGUUGGUGACAAAGAACACAGACGCAGUCUUCGAAGGACAAUAUAUGAGCAAGUAAAAGAACAGUGCUCAAAGUCUGAUGUAUCAGCCCUUCCUUUUGACUUGCUGCUGACAACAUAUGAUAUAGCAUUGAUGGAUCAGCAUUUUCUCUCCCAAAUUCCAUGGCAUUAUGCGAUAAUUGAUGAAGCACAAAGACUUAAAAAUCCUUCAAGUGUGUUAUAUAAUGUUCUUAAAGAACGGUUUGUCAUGCCAAGACGGUUACUGAUGACUGGAACACCUAUUCAGAACAAUCUCACAGAACUUUGGGCUCUGAUGCAUUUUUGUAUGCCGUCAAUAUUUGGGACGUUAGAGCAGUUUCUUUCCACAUUCAAGGAAGACGGACAUCCUUCUUCAGGUGAAAAGGUGGCUGAAGUUAAGGAUCAGUUCAGAACUUUAAAAUAUAUAUUGGGAGCUUUCAUGCUUCGUCGAAUGAAAUCUAAGCUUAUUGAGUGUGGAACUCUUGUGCUGCCCCCUCUUACUGAGAUUACUGUGAUGGCUCCACUGGUUUCCCUGCAAAAGAAGGUGUAUAUGUCAAUAUUGAGGAAGGAACUUCCUAAACUUCUUGCAUUCUCUUCUGGACCAUCAGGUCACCAGUCCUUACAGAAUAUUGUAAUACAGUUAAGAAAAGCAUGUAGCCAUCCCUAUCUUUUCCCUGGUAUUGAGCCUGAACCAUAUGAGGAGGGUGAACACCUGGUUCAGGCUAGUGGUAAACUUAUAAUCUUGGAUCAACUACUUCAGAAGCUAUAUAACUCUGGACAUCGUGUUCUUCUGUUUGCUCAGAUGACUCAUACACUAGAUAUUUUACAGGAUUUCAUGGAGUUGCGGAAAUAUUCUUAUGAGCGUCUUGAUGGAUCAGUUCGGGCUGAGGAGCGCUUUUCUGCAAUAAGAAGUUUCAGCCGGCAAAUAGUUGAAGGCAGUUUGAAUUCCCAAGAUGUGCAAAGUAGUGCUUUUGUCUUUAUGAUCUCUACAAGAGCUGGGGGCGUUGGCUUGAAUCUUGUGGCUGCUGAUACUGUUAUAUUCUACGAGCAAGAUUGGAAUCCUCAGGUGGACAAGCAGGCUUUGCAGCGGGCACACCGUAUUGGUCAGAUGAAUCAUGUGUUGUCUAUAAAUCUAGUUACAGGACGCACGGUAGAGGAGAUUAUAAUGCGCAGAGCAGAGAGGAAGCUGCAGCUUAGCCAUAAUGUUGUCGGGGAGGUUGACAUUGAUAGGGAAGGGAAGGAAAUGGCUGGAGCUGAAGCUGGUGAUUUGCGAUCUGUCAUAUUUGGGUUACGUAUGAUUGAUCCUUCAGAAAUCAAUAAUGAUGAAUCAAGUGAACCAAAUAUGUCAGAAUUGGAUGCCAUGGCUGACAAGGUAGUAGCAAUCCGCCAUGAACAACAAUUGGGCAAGGAUGAUAGGAAAUUUGAGGUUAACCCAAUGGAUCUUUUAAAAGGACAUGAUCUUAUUAUGGACAGAAGUUCCGUUUCUGUUGAUUUUGACCCUGGUCUAGAUGAAGCUUCAUAUCUUGUAUGGGUGGAAAAGUUCAAGGAGGCAUCCCAAUCAAGUGAUGAUCCAAUUAUACAAGUGGGAAAUAGAAGAAAGUUACCUGAGGAAAAGCUUCUAAAACUUGAAGCUGCAAGGAAGAAGGCAGAGGAGGAGAAGCUAGCCAAGUGGGAAGCUCAUGGUUACAAUUCAUUAUCUGUCAAAGAUCCUCCUUCCCAUGUUGAUGUUGACAUGAUAUCAGAUUCAGGUUCUGUUGACUUUGUUUAUGGAGAUUGUACACUUCCCUCAAAAGUUUGUCCAUCUGAGGCUACUAUCAUAUUCAGUUGCAUUGAUGACUCUGGGAUCUGGGGCCAUGGAGGAAUGUUUGAUGCCCUGGCCAGGCUUUCUUCAAGUGUUCCUGAUGCAUAUCAACGAGCUUCUGAAUUUAAGGACCUUCAUCUUGGUGAUCUUCAUUUUAUAAAAAUCAAUGAGGACUGUGAAGAACAGAGAAUGGACUGUAAUGCUCCUCAGUGGGUGGCUCUCGCUGUAGUACAAUCAUAUAAUCCUAGGCGUAAAGUACCUCGCAGCAAUAUCUCUGUUCCUGACUUGGAAUGUUGCUUAUCAAAGGCGUCAUUCUUGGCUGCUCAAAAAUCUGCUUCAAUCCACAUGCCACGUAUUGGCUAUCAAGAUCGCUCAGAAUGGUAUACCGUGGAACGUCUUCUACGAAAAUAUGCUUCCCUAUAUGGCAUAAAGAUUUUUGUGUACUAUUUCCGAAGGUCAUCUUGAGGAUUGGGAUUGACUAACAGAAUGCUUUACAAUGUUCAUGGAAUGUUUAGUUGUGGUUGAUAGAAUAGAUGAAAAGAUGAUGCUUACCUCCUUCCCUAGCGUUACAAUGUUCUAACUUUCAGUUUUGUCUAACCUUUUCCCAGAGCAUUGGGGUGGUUUUGUUGUAUUUAUUCUAUUGGGUAUAAUUGUAAAGACAUUGUUCCUAAGUGGGUUAAUGAAAAUUGAAGUAGCCAGGUCGAAAUA